GCAUUUUAAAAAAUAAUCCAACGCUCCAAAACGAAGCCCAUUGGAAACUAGCCGUUACAUUAUCUGGCGUAAAAUCUUCCCACAUCUCUUCUACUCCGCGCGAUCUCAUGAAACCUAACCCUAAUAAUCAGUCAUCAAAAGCAUAAUCACUCACUAGCGUCUAGCAGAUUAUCUGUUCGUUCAUCUUCCUCUAAUCUGCAAGUUUUUUGGAACAGAAAUUGCGCUGAAUUGGAUGGAUCCGAACAGCAAGUCCAUCGAAGUAAAAACCCACAAAAUGAAGAGUUCAGAAAAUUCCGAUCCUAAUAUCGGUACUGACGGUCUAAAGUUGUCAAAAUCUCCUUCCAUCACAAAAUCACCUGCGAAGAUUAAAAAAUCGGUUUCUAAAGAUCACCGCCUGAACCCCGCUCCAGUGAUUUCGCCUUCACCUCAGAAGAAGAUUCGGCAGAGGAGGUUUGUGGUGGUCAAGCGGAACACCAAGAGAGAUAUCUCAAAGCCUUUGACAGCAUCCUCAUUUGAGUGUAAGUGCAACAGAGGCGGUGGGCAGAAGUGCUUGUGUCUUGCUUAUGAAAGUCUCAGGGCUUCUCAGGAGGUAUUUUUCAAUAAUGGCAGUGGAAUUGAUUGUGAUGAAAGCUUCCCUGAGGAUUUGAAGAUACUCCGUGACGCUGAGGUUAGGAGGGAUGAAGGUAAAGAGAAGGACGAAAAUUUGAAGAUACUCUGUGAAACUGAGAUUCAAAGGGAUGAAGAUAAAGAGAAGGACGAAAAUUUGAGGAUACUCUGUGAAGCUGAGAUUAGGAGAGAUGAAGGUAAAGAGAAGGAAGAAAAUCACGAAAUUAGAGACGUGGGAGGUUCUGAAGGCUGUGGGGGAAUUUCAGUUAAAACGGACUGUUCUUCUCCUAUGACUUACAUGAAUAAACUUCAGUCGAUUGAGCAAGAGGUGUUUGCUGAAAUGGGUGCGUCAACUAUCAAAAGAACGAGGGACAGAUUGCUGGAAGAGGCUAGAGAAAAUGUACCUGAACCAGGUUCGGGAAGAGUGAAGCACUUGGUGAAGGCGUUCGAGAAGCUUCUUUCAAUUCGGAAGUCAAAGGAUACAGAAGAUGCUGAAGAAGAUGAGACGAGCAAAGGGUUGAAAUGGGCAUUGCCAGGUUUACCCCCUCCGAAUCCUCACGAGGCCCAUGCCUCUUCAUCUUCAUUCUGUCCAUCUGAGUAUUUCCUCACUUCCGAGAGCUUAGGCUUAGCACCACGCCUGGCUUCUUCAUUUAGCAGCCAAGGAAGCAUUUCGAGCAGGACUUCAGAUGGUGGAAGAAUGAUCAGAAGAAAAAGUGCCGAAUCCUCUAGGACUCAUGCUAGAAGGCAGUGUAAGAGAGGGAAACUUAAAACAGUAACCUCCCAGAAACCCUUUAAACUCAGAACUGAGGAAAGGGGGAAGUAUAAAGAAGAAGAGUUUUUCAAGAAAGUAAAAGAAAUUACGGAAGAAGAAGAGAAGCUGCGCAUACCAAUUGCACAAGGUCUUCCAUGGACAACAGAUGAGCCAGAGCGUUUGAUAAAGCCCCAGGUCAAAGAAAACACAAGGCCUAUAGAUUUGGUGUUGCAUAGUGAUAUCAGGGCUGUUGAGCGGGCUGAAUUCGACUAUCAGGUGUCAGAGAAAUGGAACCUUAUUGAACAAUACAGAAUGGAAAGAGAUAGACUAAGGAAGUUGGCUGAGGAAGAAGAAAUAAGAAGACUGAGAAAGGAGCUUGUUCCAAAGGCUCAACCCAUGCCCUACUUUGACAGACCUUUUAUUCCUAGAAGGUAUUUUAAUAGUUUUGGCUACUACGCUUAAAACGACAUGCUAAUUAUAUUAGGGGUGAUUCUGGUUUUGGAUUUUCUUUGUUUUAGGUCUGAAAAGGCCCCCACAAUACCAAAAGAGCCAAAAUUUCACAUUCAACACAAGAAGAUGAAAAGUUGUAUGUCUUGGAAUUACGAUGAUAUGUUUAUGCAUCAUGAGUGAAAAGGGAUGAUGGAUGGUUGUUCAAAAAUCCACAGUUCAACCUAUUGGUCAUGUCAUCAAUAUUCAUUUGUGUAUAUGAAACAAUAAGUUCUUGAUUGUGCAGAGGUCAAAAUUUUGGAGAAAAGUCCUCAUUUUAGCACAAAGGCGUGUUCCCUUCUAUAAUGAAGCAGAGUUUGUGCUUUUUUCAUGAGUUUGUGCUAUGAAAUCUACGGGGCGGAUUUAGUACUUUACUGAUAGUGAUCAUUCUAUAAUGAAUACAUUACCAAAUUGAAACAGGCCUCCACAAGGAAAGGUUAUAGAAAUCUAAUUCAAUUACCGAUACUCAUCUUCUUAGGAUUUGAAUUUUUGUCUCGAGAAAGAGCAAUUCGGAUCAAGUUAGACCAUUUUCAAGAUAUGUGAUUUUUUAGCUUUAAUUGGGUUGAUUUCGUUGCGGAUUAGUAAUUUGGGUUGCACUGCACCGAAGAGUAAAUUUAAUGAGUGCUAGAAUUCAAAUUAUACGGAGUAUGUAUUAGAAACUAGUUUCAAAUGGAGCUCAGAAUUACCUCAAAAUUCGGGUAUCCUUCAUUUGGAUUUUUAUGAAAUCCAUGAAAAUUAGGGUGUUCUCAAACAUUUUGUGGAUUUCUGUUGUGACUUAUUUGAAUGGAUUUUAAUGAACUUUG
Molecule: messenger RNA, 2646 nt
Organism: Cuscuta europaea
Lineage: Eukaryota; Viridiplantae; Streptophyta; Magnoliopsida; Solanales; Convolvulaceae
Source: the annotation of a GenBank genome assembly